UGUGUCCUCUCCCUCACACACACCAUCAAAACACAAACAAGGCAAGGUCCUAGCUAGUAUACAAGGAUCGAUGGCCACUCUCUCCUUGAAGGCCGUUGCGCUUGUCGCACUCUUCUCCGUGCUUGUCACGUACGGCGCUCGCGCCCAGCAGCCGGACUACAACACCUCCGCCACCAGCUACUACUCCGACUGGGUCCCGGCCAAGGCCACCUGGUACGGCGCGCCCAACGGCGCCGGCCCCGACGACAACGGUGGUGCGUGUGGGUUCAAGCACACCAACCAGUACCCGUUCUCGUCCAUGACGUCCUGCGGCAACGAGCCCAUCUUCAAGGACGGCAAGGGCUGCGGUUCAUGCUACCAGAUACGGUGCCUUAAGAACAAUCACCCUGCCUGCUCCGGCGAGGCGAAGACGGUGAUGAUCACCGACAUGAACUACUACCCGGUUGCCAAGUACCACUUCGACCUCAGCGGCACGGCGUUCGGCUCCAUGGCCCUGCCCGGCCUCAACGACAAGCUCCGCCACGCCGGCAUCAUCGACAUGGAGUUCAGGAGAGUGCCGUGCAACUUCCCGGGCCUGACUAUUAACUUCCACGUGGAGCAUGGCUCGAACCCCAUGUACUUGGCGGUGCUCGUCGAGUAUGAGAACAAGGACGGCGACGUGGUGCAGGUGGAUCUCAUGGAGGGCAACUCCGGCUACUGGGAGCCGAUGCGCGAGUCGUGGGGAUCCAUCUGGAGGAUGGACUCCAACCGCCCACUGAAGGGGCCCUUCUCGCUGCGCAUCACCAACGAGUCCGGCAAGACGCUGGUGGCCAACAACGUCAUCCCGGCCGACUGGAAGCCCAACACCGACUACCGCUCCUUCAUCCAGUUCAACUAACUGUUCCGCUCCGUCGACCGGCCACAUGCGCUCUGCAGUCAACCGAGACUGUUGGCUGAAAUUUGCGCUUAAUUUAGUAGCUGCAAAUUGCAAAUGGGUUCUGGACUUCUAGUCAGUGUGUUCUUAGAGAUGUGUGGGAAAUGGAGGAGAGGCAAAAAAAAAAAAAAAACUAUAUGUGCUCUCCUGCCCACCGUCACAAUAUGCCGUUACCGGUCUGCAUGUAAUCAAAUCAAGGUUACAAGUUUGUAUACAGUGUAUGGCUGUGUGCUACUAUUUAUCUAUAGCAUGCUACUAUAUGGUUCCCUU
This is a messenger RNA of Phragmites australis (common reed), 1183 nucleotides long. Its product is annotated as expansin-B6-like. Gene Ontology annotation, biological process: sexual reproduction. The record is from RefSeq and is a predicted model, not a curated record. Lineage: Eukaryota; Viridiplantae; Streptophyta; Magnoliopsida; Poales; Poaceae. The transcript is spliced from 4 exons. Gene Ontology annotation, cellular component: extracellular region. The coding region runs from base 71 to 877 and encodes 268 amino acids.